This is a messenger RNA of Ceratina calcarata, 1079 nucleotides long. Its product is annotated as peptidyl-prolyl cis-trans isomerase-like 3. Gene Ontology annotation, biological process: protein folding; protein peptidyl-prolyl isomerization. The transcript has 5 exons. Gene Ontology annotation, molecular function: peptidyl-prolyl cis-trans isomerase activity. The record is from RefSeq and is a predicted model, not a curated record. Bases 192 to 677 code for a protein of 161 amino acids. NCBI's taxonomy places the organism in Eukaryota, Metazoa, Arthropoda, Insecta, Hymenoptera, Apidae. Gene Ontology annotation, cellular component: catalytic step 2 spliceosome.
CGUUGGUAAUUCUAUAAAAUUCAAUAUGGCCUUUCUCUGCGUCUAUACGUAGAUCGUAUGUAUAUACAUUUGCGUUUAUUUUUUCUUAAUGAUGCGCUCUAUGCAAAUAACGAACGAGGAGCGUGAAUGAUAUUAACAAUAAUAAAGAGCACAUCUCGUUAUCCAUUAAUGCCUGGACAAUUAUAUCGAAGAUGAGUGUAACAUUGCAUACCGACGUUGGUGAUAUAAAGAUAGAAUUAUUUUGUGAGUUGUGCCCAAAAACAUGCGAGAAUUUUUUAGCCUUAUGUGCUAGUAAUUACUACGACAAUUGCUUAUUUCAUAGAAAUAUAAAAGGUUUCAUUGUACAAACUGGGGAUCCAACACAGACUGGCAAAGGUGGGACGUCAAUCUGGAACCGGAAAUUUGAAGACGAAUUUAAAGAAGAAUUGAAACAUAGUGCAAGGGGACUUAUUUCUAUGGCUAAUAAUGGCCCAAACACGAAUGGUAGUCAAUUUUUUAUAACAUAUGGAUCCCAACCACACUUGGACCUAAAAUAUACUUUGUUUGGAAAGGUAAUAGAUGGCUUGGAAACUCUUGAGCAGUUAGAAAAGUUACCAGUGAAUCCCAAGAACUAUAGACCACUUACAGAGACUCGAAUAAACAGCGUGACUAUACAUGCCAACCCCUUAGCAGGAUAAAUAACCAUGCAGGCCUCUCCCAGCCUUGGCAGUCUUCCAUAAUGGCACCUCUUUCAACGAGUAACUAAAAUAAUUAAGUAAAGUGAUAAUAAAUUAAGAGAUAAUUAAGUUAAGUAGUGAGUUUACUUGUUACGUAUUUAUACAAGACUUCUGCGUAAUUAAAUUAAUAUUACCUCGUGGAAAGGGUCUGUUCUAAGAUUCCUGCCACUCAACGGUUUGUCGUACGGAAAUUUAAUACCAUAAUUGUUUCCAUAAGCUUCGUAAGUUCUUUCCUUUAACCAAGUAAAAUUGUUUCUUUGUACCGGAGAAAAUCUGAGCAGGCCAAUAAUAAAGGAAUUUAGAAUAGCUCGAAAUUGAAUGCUUUAGUAGCAAAUUUUAAAUAAAAGUGAUGGAACCUUCUAA